CGUGGGGAAGCCAGUUCACUUUUGCCUUGUUCAAAGAUCUCGACUUUCUCCGGCGUGGUGUGUUGAAGCUCCGAUUUUCUUCUUGUUCAACAAGGGUUUGAUUUUCUUCUGCAGUCGCAGCAAUUACCAUGUCUUCGUCAUAUCUUCCUGCUACAACAGAUUCUAUUGCUGAGGCUUUAGAAGCUAAAAACCCAAAUGAAGCCAUUUCUAUACUGUACCGGGUUCUCGACAAUCCUUCAUCUUCACCAGAAGCUCUGAGGAUCAAAGAACAGGCAAUCACUAACCUCUCUGACCUUCUCAGGCAAGAGAACAAGGCUGAGGAUCUUCGCACACUGCUUACUCAGUUGAGACCCUUCUUCUCCCUUAUCCCCAAGGCUAAAACAGCCAAAAUCGUCAAGGGAAUUGUUGAUUGUGUUGCUAAAAUACCUGGGACAUCUGAUCUCCAAAUUGCCCUCUGCAAAGAAACAGCACAAUGGGCUCGUGAGGAAAAGCGUACGUUUCUCAGGCAGCGUAUCGAGGCAAGGCUUGCAGCCCUUUUGAUGGAAAACAAGGAGUAUUCAGAAGCUCUGACUCUUCUGACAGGCUUGGUCAAAGAGGUGAGGAGAUUGGAUGACAAGCUACUUCUUGUGGACAUAGACUUGCUAGAGAGUAAGCUGCAUUUCUCAUUGAGAAACCUUCCAAAGGCAAAAGCUGCCCUUACUGCUGCGAGGACAGCUGCAAAUGCCAUAUAUGUGCCUCCUGCUCAGCAGGGCACCAUUGACUUGCAAAGUGGCAUCCUUCAUGCUGAAGAGAAGGAUUACAAAACUGCUUACAGCUAUUUCUUUGAAGCAUUUGAGUCUUUCAAUGCUCUUGAGGAUCCCAGGGCCGUUUUUAGUCUCAAAUACAUGCUACUGUGCAAAAUUAUGGUGAAUCAAGCUGAUGAUGUGGCUGGGAUAAUUUCAUCCAAGGCAGGCCUGCAAUACUUGGGGCCAGAAUUGGAUGCUAUGAAAGCUGUUGCUGAUGCUCAUUCAAAGCGAUCUUUGAAGUUGUUUGAGAUUGCCCUGCGUGAUUUUAAGCCCCAGCUGGAGGAAGACCCUAUAGUCCACAGGCACCUGUCAUCUCUCUAUGACACUCUUCUAGAGCAGAACUUAUGCAGGUUGAUUGAACCAUUCUCUAGGGUUGAGAUUUCACAUAUUGCUGAGCUGAUUGAACUGCGAAUUGAUCAUGUGGAGAAAAAGCUGUCUCAGAUGAUUCUGGAUAAAAAGUUUGCUGGGACAUUGGAUCAGGGAGCUGGAUGCCUCGUCAUAUUUGAAGACUCCAAGACUGAUGCCAUCUAUUCAGCAAGUCUGGAAACCAUUUCGAACAUGGGCAAGGUUGUGGACAGUCUCUAUGUUAGGUCUGCGAAGAUCAUGGCUUGAGGUGUUUUCCAAUUCCAUUUCUGCUUUUCAGUUGCUUUUGCAUGUCACUAAGGUUGUUAAGUUGCUAGAUACUUAUCUGGUGAUGUUUAACAUUGAUUGAAUUUUACCAUAUGACCAAUACUUGGAUUUGUACUGAAAUCAUUUAUGCAUCUCGUAUCUCGUUCGGCUUUAGGAUUCCUACGUGCAUUGUCAUAUGGAUUAA
Messenger RNA from Rubroshorea leprosula, 1599 nucleotides. NCBI's taxonomy places the organism in Eukaryota, Viridiplantae, Streptophyta, Magnoliopsida, Malvales, Dipterocarpaceae. The record is from the annotation of a GenBank genome assembly.